Anastrepha obliqua is the source of this 1907-nucleotide messenger RNA. It is a transcript of the gene Cyp4aa1, whose product is annotated as probable cytochrome P450 4aa1. The record is from RefSeq and is a predicted model, not a curated record. Gene Ontology annotation, molecular function: monooxygenase activity; oxidoreductase activity, acting on paired donors, with incorporation or reduction of molecular oxygen; heme binding. The transcript is spliced from 5 exons. Lineage: Eukaryota; Metazoa; Arthropoda; Insecta; Diptera; Tephritidae. The coding region runs from base 287 to 1804 and encodes 505 amino acids.
UUGUACGAACAAGUUAGCGAGCCUAAGAAACGACGCAACGCAGCUAAAAAAGGGCAAACUCUAAAAACGAAACUGAUUUUCUAUAACUUAAGUGAAAAGGAAUUAUUGAAUAAUUGAGAAAUGUGCUAAUUAAAUGAUUUGAGUUAAUUGAUAUGAAAAAUACUGGGCACUCAAGCCUGAAGAGAAAUAGAAAUAAAAUAACUGAAACUUAAUUAACAGUUUUGAAAAAGUUUUAAAAAAUUUUCAUAGUUCACACAAAAAAAAAAUAUUUCAAAUAAGCACGAAAAUGCUUAUACAAAAAAUGUUCGAACACGUUUCCCGUUCUGAAUUAUGGAGCUUCGCCACAUUACUGGUCAUCUCACUUUGCUUGUAUGCCUUGUGGGAUUACAUCAAAUCGGUGCUGCUCUCGCUGAAACUAUCCGGUCCAGAAGCAUUGCCCAUACUGGGCAAUUGUUUGAUUAUAAAGGAGAAAGACAUGCUUGCGAAACGCGUAGCGACAGCUUUUGGCCUCUACGGCCCGCUAAUACGUAUUUGGGUGCUACUAUUUCCCUUCUUCGCUGUGCUGCAGCCAGAUGAUUUGCAGGUCAUACUCUCCUCAAAGAAGCACACAGAAAAGGUGUUUAUCUACAAAUUGAUGCACAAUUUUCUAGGCAAUGGUUUAAUAACGAGCAGCGGCGAAAAGUGGAAUGCUCAUCGAAAAUUCAUACAGCCGCUUUUCCACUUAACGAUUUUGGAACGCUUCAUUGGCACAUUCGCGGAUGCCUCAGGCGCGCUCUUUGAAAAUUUACAGGCAUCAGCCAAUGAAGAGAUCAACAUCGCUAAAUAUAUAAACAGCUGUGUUAUGGAUAUAUUAAAUGAGGCUGUUUUGGGCGUGCCAGUGAAGCGACAAGGUGCAAUGGUGGACAUGGAGCAGUCACCAUUCAGGCAAGGAAAAGUCGUUAUCAGCGAACGUUUCUUGCAGCCUUGGCUAUUAUUUGAGAGCAUCUACAAGUUCACCAAAAUAGCCUCUGAGGAGCUCAAUCAAAAGAAACGGCUCAAUGAGUUUACGCGCAAAAUGAUUAAGCAUCGCCGAGAGCUGUUGGCCAAUGACAAUUACACUGGCCGCAAAUGUCUGCUGGAUUAUAUGAUUGAAAUUUCUAAUAACAAUGCCGAUUUCACCGAGGACGAUAUUGUAGACGAAGCCUGCACCUUUAUGCUGGCCGGUCAGGACUCAGUUGGCGCCGCUGUGGCAUUCACACUUUUUCUGCUGGCACAAAAUCCCGAAUGUCAAGAGAAAUGUGCGAUGGAAAUCAAUGAUAUUUUCAUGGGCGAUCAGCGGUCGCCCAAUAUGAAUGAUUUACGCGAUAUGCGCUACCUGGAGAUGUGCAUCAAGGAAGCCUUGCGCUUGUGUCCCAGUGUGCCGUUGAUGGCGCGCAAAUUGGGCGAAGAGGUGCGUCUGGGCAAAUACACACUUCCUGCGGGCAGUAAUAUUUUCAUUUGUCCCUAUGCGACACAUCGACUGCCACACAUUUAUCCCGAACCGGAGAAAUUCGAACCGGAGCGUUUCUCACCGCAAAAUACAGAGACGCGACAUCCUUACGCCUAUAUUCCAUUCAGCGCUGGACCGCGUUACUGCAUUGGCAAUCGCUUUGCAAUCAUGGAAAUGAAAACAGUUAUUUCGCGUUUGCUAAGAAGUUAUCAGCUGCUGCCGGUGCCUGGCAAAACCUCCUUUAAUGCAACAUUUCGCAUCACUUUGCGCGCAUCUGGUGGUUUGUGGGUGCGUUUAAGGCCACGCGAACAUCCAUUGGCUGAUUACAGCACCUAAUUGAGCGCCGUGAGCAAUGGCCCUUAAGGCUUCAUAAAUCAUAAGUAAAAGUUGCUAUAGUAAAUAGGAACAAAUGCACAAAUAGCCUGAGUUCAAAGCCACU